UGUGUACUGCUGUCCCAGUUUUGAUGACUAAGCUUGCCAGCUGAAUAAUGAGUUUAGCAAAUGGAACUAUGGCUAUGAUUAGCCCCCCGAAUAGCAAUAUGGAUGCAACGAAUCGCGGUACCUGGGAGAAGGUCCUGGCUAUGCUGAUACUUGGCCUAGGCAGCUUCCUGUCUGGUAUGCUUCCUGCCAUUAUCUCAGAGCGCAACAGGAGACGAUUCCCACUGACUACGUCGCUGCUGUUGUGCUUUGGCGCGGGAAUUUUGCUGGCCACAGCACUAGUUCAUAUACUGCCUGAGGUGCGCGAGCAAAUGAAUUCGAAAUUCGCUGAGGUGGCCAUGUGUGGAGGUUUCUUCAUCAUCUACUUCAUUGACGAGUUUAUACACUAUUUCUUCGGCGAGGCCAUCCAGCAUACGCACAGUCACGGCCAUGAACAUGAACCUGAACCCUCACAUGCACAUGUCCAAACCGACCCAGACAGGGACCACAAUGGAUAUGGCGCAAUCAGUGAACGUGCGCCCUUGCUAUCAGCACAGCAGCAGCCGGCGUCGCAUUCACAUUCCCACCACAACGAAAACCAUGAUCACGCCUCUUCCGGCUGUAAUGAUGCCAGGGUAGAGGAUGCGAAUGCCCGCAUAUGUCAUACCAGCCACACGGAACCAUGUGCCCAGUCCAUGACGGGUACUCUCGGCCUCUUUGUUGCAUUGUCUCUGCACUCGGCCAUUGAGGGACUGGCGAUUGGGGUACAAAACUCAUCCACAAAGGUCUUAUUUCUUCUUGGCGCUGUGGCUUGCCACAAAUUCGUGAUGGGCUUCUGCCUGGGCCUAGAGUUUCGCUCCAAUCCUCAGACCAGUGUGCGCUCCCAAUUCAUUGGCAUCUUGGUAUUCGCUUUGGGUGCCGUCUGCGGCAUUGCCCUGGGUAUGCUUAUCGUGGAUGUGCCCGCCGAAUGGUCUUCGAAAACUCUACCCAUUGUUCAGGCUUUGGCCGGCGGCACGCUCUUCUACGUCACCGUCUGUGAAGUGAUACCCCGCGAGAAGGCACGCUGGCAUUCGCAUCCGACGCGACGCUGGGCGGGAUUUGCGCAAUUUGCGACUGUUGUUGCCGGCUUUGCCACCAUGUGCAUUAUAAACUUUUAUCUUUCUGAUGAGGAAUGAGAAGAAUCUUUGUCGGCAGAAGGAUGACGUUUGCGCUGUGUUCUUUUCAUUUUUAAGACAUUAAUUUAAUUGGGCAGCUCAUUGUUAAUGUUUAGGAGAAUUUUUUAUAGAUAUGUACUGUAGGUUUGAAGAAUCUUUGUUAUAGAAUAAAACGUAUUUGUAUCUGGA
Messenger RNA from Drosophila persimilis, 1319 nucleotides. RefSeq names its product protein zntD (gene Zip88E). NCBI's taxonomy places the organism in Eukaryota, Metazoa, Arthropoda, Insecta, Diptera, Drosophilidae. Gene Ontology annotation, molecular function: zinc ion transmembrane transporter activity. The record is from RefSeq and is a predicted model, not a curated record. The coding region runs from base 48 to 1151 and encodes 367 amino acids. Gene Ontology annotation, biological process: zinc ion transmembrane transport. The transcript is spliced from 5 exons. Gene Ontology annotation, cellular component: plasma membrane.